Phytophthora sojae is the source of this 2580-nucleotide messenger RNA. RefSeq lists its product as hypothetical. The record is from RefSeq and is a predicted model, not a curated record. The transcript is spliced from 6 exons. Lineage: Eukaryota; Oomycota; Peronosporomycetes; Peronosporales; Peronosporaceae. The coding region runs from base 1 to 2580 and encodes 859 amino acids.
AUGGUGGUGGUGCGGUUCAAGUUAGUGGAUCGAAGCGGCGAGCAGCUUGGCCCAACAGGCUGGCUCGACUUACAAGCAGGUGCCUUAGUGGCCACUUUUCUUAGCGUGCUAGGGAGCCCGUCGAUGUACAACGACGCGAACCUCAAUGGGGUCAGCAUAUAUUGUCUCAAGGUGUACGGGGACCAGAAGGCGUAUGAGGAUCCACAACAGGGGCCACUUCAAGUAGAAGACGCGAUUGGAGAUCUUGGCUGCAAUCUGCCAAUGCCCUCAUUGUGGAAGUUCCACGAGUCUGUUCCAGACACCGAUGUCGAUUGGGUUCCCCUCGCUGACGAGAACAAUGCUCAAGAUCUAAGGAAGGCCGUCUUUGCCAUAUUACCUCGGGCUCUCCGUGAUAAUCUGGAAGCCGAGAGCCUUCGCGUCUUCGCGAACGAUGCCGUGUAUCAACAACGAAACGCAACUCCUCUUGGUUCGCGCGACAGUUUGUCUGGCCUGGGAAACAGUGCAGCCAAUGCCCUCAUUGUGGAAGUUCCACGAGUAUGGUAUAAGUUGGUGGACGCAGAUACUGGCGACACAUUUCCACAAACAGACGUGAAUUGGGUUCUCCUAGCUGAUGAGAACAAUCCUCGAGGUCUAAGGAAUGCCGUGUUCGCCAAAGUGGGCUCCGUUCUUCCUGAAAAUGUCAUUGCCGACAACCUUCGAGUCUACGGGACUGAGACCGUGUCCAACCAAGAGAAGCGAACUCUUCUCGGCUCGCGGGACAGUUUGGCUGGUUUUGGAAGACAUGCUGUCAACCCCGUCAUCGUGGAAGUCCCGCGCCCAAAGAAACGGGUGAAACUAACAAAUUCGUCACCACCUACUGUCGACUGGUCUACAGCUGAGUCUCGCUUUCACCUGUCGAUUCCUGACACCGAGGAGCUGAUUGUAAUGCCACCGGAAUGUUUCGGUGGUGCUGGCAUCGGUGAAGACAAGAAAGCAAUGGUUCUGUAUCGCCGGCAAGAACUGGUGAAUGAGUGGAACGAAAUCGAGAGGUGCUGCAUCCGGACCUACUCUCACUUAUGGAUCCAUGGUCCACCGGGCACAGGGAAAUCAUGUGCAGCGCUCGCUUAUGCUUGCUCGCUCGAUCCAUCGGAGUGGGAUGUACUUUGGAUUCACAGUUCCCGAAAAUUUGGCGGCUCGACUGCGUGUGGUUGCAAGUCGUAUCUGCCACAAAUGCUAGACGCGGCGUCUAUCGCUAGAGGAAGCAGACCUGCCGUCGACAAAACCAACUUUGAAGAAGAAAUCGGAGGAACUAUCGUUUUUUUGGACGGGUAUGUCUCCAACGAUGAUGUGAUGGAUCGCGCUCUAGAAAUAUGCAUCGAGUGGCAGGACAACGACAAAGCCCGGCGUCGGCUGGUAAGUGUUACCUCCAUGGCAAAAGUUGGCAAGGGCUACCAACUGCCUGAUUGCCGUAAAAUCCCGGUGGUAUUUCCAGAACGUCAGGCUAGCACAGACCAGUUAGAGCCUAUGGAUACAUCAGAGCAGAGACUUACGGACCCAGAUGCGCGACCGAUGUGGAGCCACUCACUGUUUAAGCUGUAUUCCUGGACGCUGGAAGACUAUGAAAAGGCAGUCUCCCAUGACACUUUUUUCGAAAGUAUUGAGACGAAAAAGAAGAGUACAAGAAAAGUAUUUCGUGGCCGGAGAAGUGCGAGGGUGAUGUUUGACUAUGAACUACUCGAUGCUACGCGGUAUCUACAAGUAGCAAUCAGUGCAGUGACAGAUAUCGAGAUGUGCUCGAAGGUUCUGACUGGUAAUGCAGCAACUGGUACAAUCAAUCGUUUGGUGGCUAUGUACAGCAGAACAGGACGCGACGAAUCUCAGCUAGUGAGCCGAUACGUUAUGGGUGCGCUUGCUAUUCGAUUGGGUCCUGAUCUAUUGAAGUCGUUCGCCAAGCUCAAUGGGGUAGUUCCUUCUGUGGAUGGCUACAUGUUUAAAGCUUGGUUGUUUUCUGAGUUGACCCACAAUGGUGUGAGGUGGCAGUUGCCAGACGCGGAGCCUGAGCAAUGGGAAUUGUCCACAGUCAAUUAUUUCAAUCCUGCAUGCCACCUAGGCCAACUGAACUACAAGGGGCAGUACCAAGACCAAACGUGGCUGGCACCACUGAAGUGGAAUGAGGCGGGCUACGACGCCGUUUUCGUCGACAAGAGCAAGCUUGUCCUGCUUGUCCAAGUGACUCGGGCUCAAACACCUUCGAACCUGCAUUGCUAUGCCUUUGUGGAAGUACUGAACAAGCUCGCAGCGGAGAAGGAGCUGAUGCCGUUUAGAAAAAUUGAGAUGUGCUUCGUUGUUCCAGAGUGUAAUCUGACGAGACUUCAGAGAAAACAUUUGGCGGUCGCUGGCCCACCAGAACGAGUGACACGAUCCAGCUCUCCAAGUACCGUUUUGCCGUUUGAACCCUGCCUGGUGGACGUCAAGGUUGUAAGCGUCGAGUAUGAUCCCACGCACAACCGCCCGGUCAAGCUCAACCGUCAUGCAAAAAGUGGAGUAGUGCGAGAGGAAAUGGAUAGUACGGUGCUGCAUAUCGCUAGUAUCGAUUGGUGA